Molecule: messenger RNA, 764 nt
Organism: Syzygium oleosum
Lineage: Eukaryota; Viridiplantae; Streptophyta; Magnoliopsida; Myrtales; Myrtaceae
Product: protein NUCLEAR FUSION DEFECTIVE 4-like
Exons: 1
Coding region: 183-719 (178 amino acids)
Cellular component (GO): membrane
Source: RefSeq, a predicted model, not a curated record
CUCUCUGCUUGUCCCUCCCCAACCUCCAUCUCCCACCUUAGAAACCUUGUACGGGAUCCUCGCCGUCGUCCAUCUUUCCUCUGUCCUUUUGUUUUGUCAGUCUGUUUCUGUUCUCGUCGCUGCCCGAUGUUAUAAAAGGAGGACCUGCGCGCAACACUUGGAGCAAAUAUUAACCGAGAACGAUGCCUCCAUCACUGGCCCAGUGGCUCUGCCUCGUGGCCGUGAUCUGGCUCCAGACCAUCGCUGGGACGAACACCAACUUCCCGGCAUACUCCUCGCAGCUCAAGCAAGUCCUCUCCAUCUCCCAGGUCCAGCUCAACAACCUCGCCUUCGCCUCCGACGCGGGCAAGCUGUUGGGGUGGUUCUCGGGGAUCGCUGCGGUGUACCUCCCGCUCUGGCUCGUCCUCCUGGUGGGCGCGUUGCUUGGGCUUGCCGGGAACGGCAUCCAGUACCUCUUCGUGGCUGGCAAGGUCACCUCGGUCUCGUACCCCGGGAUGUUUCUCCUUGCCGUCCUCGCCGGGAAAAGCAUCUGCUGGAUCAACACGGUGUGCUACGUGGUCGCGAUCGACAACUUCCCGCUCCACUGCCAGCUCGCUGUCGGGCUCACCACCAUCUACCAAGGGCUGAGCGCCAGUGUCUACACGGAUAUAGUUGACGCCGCACUCAACAAGCGCGGCGGGACUGGGGCUAGAGCUAAAGCAUAUCUGCUUCUCAAUUGAGUCCUGCCAAUGGCCGUGUCGCUAGCCACCGUGCCUUUAGUUCGG